Messenger RNA from Daucus carota subsp. sativus, 1974 nucleotides. RefSeq lists its product as uncharacterized. The coding region runs from base 236 to 1723 and encodes 495 amino acids. Gene Ontology annotation, molecular function: metal ion binding. The transcript is spliced from 6 exons. The record is from RefSeq and is a predicted model, not a curated record. Lineage: Eukaryota; Viridiplantae; Streptophyta; Magnoliopsida; Apiales; Apiaceae.
GCUUAAUUGAAGUAAAAUAAAGGAAAAAGAGUAGAAACAAAGCUACCCGAACUGAUAUUGCCUCGGUAAAGGUGAAGCUGAAGAUCAGAGAUUGAAGAACCCCCGGCCAUCUAAUUUCGCUACUGCUUCUUCAGGAAUUGCAAAAUCUGAGUUUCAAAUAAGGAGCAAUAUCUCAAAUUUUUGUCAUAGUAAAUCCCGUUAAAGCAUAAAAAGCCUGCAAAGGAAGUUUAGAAGCAUGGUCAAUGCAGAGCAGCCUAUGCGAAGAGUGGCGUUUGUGCUGAUUGAUGGUUUGGGUGAUGUGUCUGUGCCGAAAUUUGGAUACAAAACCCCCCUUGAAUCCGCUGCAUUACCCAAUUUGGAUGCUAUAGCUUCUGCUGGAGUUAAUGGCCUUAUGGAUCCUGUUGAAGUAGGAUUGGGCUGUGGAAGUGACACUGCUCACCUUUCUAUAAUGGGUUAUGAUCCUAGAGUCUAUUACCGGGGUCGAGGUGCUUUUGAAUCAAUGGGUGCUGGAUUGGCGAUGUCACCCGGUGAUAUUGCAUUCAAAUCGAACUUUGCCACCUUGGAUGAGAAAACUGGAAUUGUCAUCAGUAGAAGGGCUGACAGGCACUUCGAAGAGGAAGGACCUAUCCUCUGUGAGGCACUAGAUGGAAUGAAGCUGCCAUCUUUUCCACAGUAUGAAGUGAGAGUCAGGUAUGCUACAGAGCAUAGAUGUGGGGUGGUUGUAAAAGGUCCAAAAUUAAGCGGAAAUAUAUCUGGAACAGAUCCAUUGAAGGAUAACCGCUUAUUAUUACAAGCAGAGCCUCUUGAUGAUACAGAUGAAGCAAAGCAUACAGCUGCUGUAAUUAAUGAGUUAUCCAAGGAAAUAUCACGAAUUCUGGUUGCUCAUCCUAUAAAUGCAAAACGGGCAGCAGAAGGGAAGAAUAUCGCAAACCUUGUUCUUUUAAGAGGUUGCGGUAUUAGGAUUGAGGUUCCUCCAUUUGAAAAGAAACAUGGACUGUGGCCAUGCAUGGUAGCUCCUACAAAAAUCAUAGCUGGCCUUGGCUUAUCACUUGGUAUUGAUAUCCUAGAAGCUCCUGGUGCUACAGGGGACUAUCGUACCCUUUUAACAUCUAAAGCAACUGCCAUAUCUAAGGCACUUUCAGCUCCUCUGGACUCUUGUCCUAAUGUUUUUGUUCCAGGGCAAGAUGAGCACAGGCCUGGUCGAUCUGAUGGCUAUGAUUUUGGCUUUCUUCACAUUAAGGCCAUAGAUGAUGCAGGUCAUGAUAAAGCAGUAGUUUUUAAAGUUAAAGGGUUGGAAGCUGUUGAUCGGGCUAUAGGGCAGCUGGCAAGACUUCUUUGGCAGGCACAAACUAAAGGAGGUUUCCAAUACUCUAUAUGUGUUACUGGAGACCACUCAACUCCAGUUGAGUAUGGUGAUCACAGCUUUGAACCUGUACCAUUCACCCUGUGUAAGUUAAAAGAUUUUGUUGGCGCAGUGGGAGGGGAGUCUGUACUCCUGGAAACUUCCCUCGAUCCUUUUCCUCUCCCAACCGUAGCAUCUGGAGAAAAUUUAACAGAUACUGCUACCUUGGAGGAAGUGCAAAAGAAAAUAGAGAUUAAAGCUUUCAGUGGUGAUUCAGUUUGUGAGUUUAAUGAGAUUGCAGCAGCAAGGGGUUGUCUUGGGCGAUUUCCUGGAAGUGAGAUGAUGGGAAUUAUCAAGAAAUUUAUCAAGCUUGAUAGCUGAUUACUAAGGGUCAAUUAUAAAAAAAUCUUCUUCACCCUUGCAAUAAAACAAUAUGACGCAGAGGCUUCUUCGGACCCUGGACAAGGCACAUGUUACAGAAUCAACUAUACAAUAGGAACUGCCUAAACUCUCUCUUAAAAGCCAUGUUGGUGUUCUGCUGUGAGCUUCUAGCAAUACAUUUAAGUUGUAUACUACUUUAAAGGAAUAAUCGUUGUUCUUCCUAUCUUUUUAAGGAAAUUUUGUUUCUUUAA